This is a messenger RNA of Suillus paluster, 1723 nucleotides long. RefSeq lists its product as uncharacterized. Bases 170 to 1573 code for a protein of 467 amino acids. NCBI's taxonomy places the organism in Eukaryota, Fungi, Basidiomycota, Agaricomycetes, Boletales, Suillaceae. The record is from RefSeq and is a predicted model, not a curated record. Gene Ontology annotation, cellular component: fungal-type vacuole membrane. Gene Ontology annotation, biological process: macroautophagy. The transcript is spliced from 6 exons.
ACACACGACGCCCAUGACGUUGUUACAACCUAGCGUCAUUGCGCAGCCAGUGCUCACGUGCUGCGGAGAGUAUUAGGGGUUAUAUAAGACCUUACGCCCUCUUAUUCAUACCCUGACUCUCCACCAUCACAGCUGGUCCCACCGACGUCAAAAAUAGGUACACUCGAUAAUGAGGAUUCAUACUUUUGUGCCGCUACUCUGUGUUGGAGGCGCGUAUGCUCUUCCUGCUCUACCCUGGCUUGCGCAGUUGCCCGUCGAGGGGUUAGUUCGCUGCUGGGGGUUGUUUGCGCCCCUUUCGGAGGAUAGGACAGUUUACCAGGUUUUGAAAGACGACGACAAGUACUCGCGUUUGGUCAAAGCUAUUGAUUUGAGCGACAGGGUUGUUGACCUUUUGGACGACCCUGCGGCCAGCAUCACAUUUUUCGCCGUUCCGAAUUCAGGCAUUCCACACCGUCAGCCGGAUGACGACGACUAUCUCUUUAGUUCCGCAUCUCUCGCACCUAAACGUGGGGAUGAGCGUGAUAUUGCUCAUGACCUUGGUCACCUUGUCCUCCAGGUGGAGGAACUUGAUGACAUGCCCGAUUCUCGUGACAAGGACCAUCGUAAGGAAGCACUUGGGCGAAUCAUUCGAGGCAUCCUCGCGUAUCACAUCUUACCUGAGAAAUUGGAUUCCGCUGGGCUCGUUCAAAACUCUACAUAUGCGACGAAUCUGACAUUGAAGGAUGGGAGCAUGGACUAUCAGCCCCUGCGCUUGACUGUUCAGAGCACGGUUGUGCCUCCUCGUCUCAGGAUCAAUACUGUGGUAGACGUUAUAACGCGUGAUGUUGAGGCUAGCAAUGGUGUCAUCCACGCCAUCAACUUCCCACUCCUGCCGCCCCCUUCCGUGUUCAGUGAGAUGUUCCUUAUUCCCGAAGUCUUCUCAUACGUGACAUCUGCUAUCCAGCGUGUGGACCUAACUGGCGAACUUGAUCGUUGGUGGACCCCUGGAAAAAAUGGUGGUCAUGGAUCAUUUGUCGGCGCACAGAUCACCACUUUCUUUGCUCCCACGUCAGGAGCAUUCCAGCGUCUCCCCAACAAACUGAGACUUUUCUUGUUCUCGCCCUUUGGCGCAAAAGCGCUCAAAAAGCUUUUGGAGUAUCACAUCGUGCCCAACUUCGUGCUGUUCACAGAUUAUGUGCACGAUGCCACUACUGAUUCCGAUUUCGUUGAUGACUGGAAGGCAGGGUCUCAUGCUGGUCCCCCUGUAGAGCUUCCCGGCGAUGCUAUUUACGCUUACAAUCUCACCGUUCCCACCAUGCUGGAGAACCACACGUUGAAUGUCCAGGUUGCGCGCUACAAAUCUAAGAUUCCUCUUCCUGGACCCCCGCGUUACUUUACCAGGUUCCUGGUCAAUGGUCGUGAUGUCGGACCGUAUGACAUUCCUGCUCGGAAUGGCGCUUUGCAAGUCAUUACGGGGCUGCUCAAUCCUCGUGGCCACCACAAAGGAGACCACAAACACCAUGGUCAUCAAUCCAUGGACCUGGAUUGGGAAGAUUGGGAGGAGUGGCUGCCGCAAUGGGCCAUGCAAGAUUGAAGGGCGUUUUCGGUCUGCACUGCUAAUCGAACUUGCGAUGUCAUAUUUAUGCUGUUGUCGACUUUGAUGUAUCACUUUAUGUAAAUUUAUUAUAGCUAAGCACAAGGCACCGCCCACCACAAAUCCUCGUCACCGUCGUGUAAGGCAGCC